Molecule: messenger RNA, 5135 nt
Organism: Megachile rotundata (alfalfa leafcutting bee)
Lineage: Eukaryota; Metazoa; Arthropoda; Insecta; Hymenoptera; Megachilidae
Product: ras-related protein M-Ras-like
Biological process (GO): signal transduction
Cellular component (GO): membrane
Molecular function (GO): GTPase activity; GTP binding
Source: RefSeq, a predicted model, not a curated record
AUAGCAUUAUGCUGACAGUUAAUUUUGGAUUAUAUAUACCACAUAAUAUUAAACAUGCCACAUAUUUUAUCUACACAAAGGUUUAUUUGUACCUAACAGUGUUAGAUACAGCUGGUCAAGAAGAGUUCAGUGCCAUGCGCGAACAAUACAUGCGCAAGGGUGAUGGGUUUCUCUUAGUAUACUCUGUGACCGACAAACAAUCUUAUGAGAAUAUCAUGAAUUUUUAUACCCAGAUACUUAGGGUAAAGGACAGAGACGUAUAUCCCAUGCUGCUGGUAGCCAACAAAGUUGAUUUGGUACAUUUGAGAAAGGUUACAGAGGAACAGGGAAGGGAGUUGGCUCACCGGCUGGGUAUACCUUACAUUGAAACUUCUGCCAAAGAUCCACCGUUAAACGUAGAUGCAGCAUUCCACGAGGUUGUUCGUAUUAUCAGAAAUCAACCUCCAGCCGAAUUGGAGAAAAAUCGAAGAAAACGGAGACGUUCAGGGAAAUGUAAUCUUUUAUAAAUGUUCGAAAUAUCGAAUAAGUAUUACGGGGUUGCGCCAAGUUUACACACUACCUUUUUAAAGGGUCACUUUUCUUUUCUUACAAAAGUGAAAUGCACCUGCCAAAAGAAAAAACAUCCAAACAAACAAAAAAAUAAAAAUCGUGGGUCUUCUGUCCUUCAUCGUAUAUAUGUAGGUAUCGAUUAUAGCUCGUGAAUGUUUUCUUUCCUUUCGUCGAUUCCACGUAUGAGUUUUAGUAUUAAUAAGCGUCGAACAAUUGAUAUCCCACCAUUGUAAAAUAAGUGUACAAAAUAGGAACGAUAAGAGAUGCAUCAGUCGAAAGGAAACGUUAACUAUCUCCCAAAAGUGCAACUAGAUUUUUUACAAAUGGUCGAUCCGCAUCAGUUUAAUGUUCACGAACUAAGAUCCCUCUCCCCCCGCCCCAAAAAAGAAAAAAAAAACAUAAAAAAAAAACGAAAAAAGACAAAUUUAUCGGAUAUAUUGAGUGUUCAUCUACUCGAUAAUACGAGACCACGUCUCAGUACGCGCGUACACAUCAAUUUUUGUACCAUCGGAAGAAUACACUAUGGAAUUGAGCGUUUUUAUUGCACAAUGCAUUCUAUAGAAAUCUUUUUUACUUCUUCGCGUAAGAUCCUGUCAUGAAAUGACUAUAAUGGUUUUCGUAUAUCUUUUCAGCUUCUUUUUUGAAACAGCUGUUAAACGUUAUAGCUUCAAGCGACUUUCUUUACUUUCGAUUAUAAUAUCAUAAUAUAAUCAUUAGUUCUUCGAAUCACUAAGACUACCAAAUUCGAUCGUUUCUUUUCCUUUUUAUAUUUCCUGGACGAAUUCGUUUAAAGUUUUUAUAACGCGUGUACAAUUUAUCGCAUAAUUUUAUAUUGAAUUUUUAAUCAUCGUCUCUUUGUAGCGAUGUAAACGAUACUCGACUAUUUAGUAAUCUAAAUUGACAACGAGUCUCUCUUUCGUCGGCGGAAACGUGUAUUAGGUGUUCGUAGCCUAACGAGUAACUAAUAUUUUGAAUCAGGAACGAAGCAUUCAAUGUGUAAGGGAAUAUUAUGCCUUACGGCUUUAUUAUUGGCUUUCGUAUACAACAGAGGUCUGAUGUAAAACAUCUAUCGUGUUCGAAUGUUCAAAGAAACGAAAUAUGAAUUUUAGACAUAGCGAAAGCCGAAUGAUUAGUGCAUUAUUAGAUAAUUUUAUUUAAACACAGUGCAAUGUUUUUUUCAUUAUAUUUUAUCGAUUAUUUAAACUUUAUGCGUUUUGCAUUCGAUCAAGUACAAUUCCGCAAAACUUUGAUUAUGUCAGACCUUCUUAAUACACACAUAUAUAUAUUAUAUAUACAUUAAGAAUAUAAUGCCAUGGCCUACAUUAGUAUUUAAACGUGAAAGGAAAAAAUACGUACAUUUAAGGGGCGCUCCAUUACGAGUACGAACGAGUGAAUGAAAAUUAAUGUUAUAUGUGACCGGAGAUAACCGAGUAUUUUUCGUGCUUGUAAAUGCAUCGAACGUUGUAAACAGUUUGUCGUACACGAUGUUCGUCUUGCAUCUUCUAAAUACUCUGUACGAAAUACGUAAGCUAAAAAUUUAUCAGUCAGAGGACAGUUACGAAAUAUUCUCUGUUAUCAAUCGAUGUAAUGAUCGUAUCGAGUGUUUUAUUUGGACUUUUCUCCUCUGUGCUCGUCAAUUUUAUUUAAAAAACACGAGAUAAAUCUCGCACGACGCGAUUAAGCGUUGCAUUUGGUUGCGUUUUAAAAGACUUACAUAAAACUGAUAAGUUUCCAAUUUACUUAAUGAUAGCAUAUUGCGUUUGAAAGUUCCCUGUACAAAUUGUUUUAUAAUAGUUCAAUACCGGGGAUUCACGCCAUUUCUUUUUAUUAAAAUCGCGUCAUGCGAGGAUUAUUGGUGUUUUAAUUUUUCGCUAUAGAAUCGUAGUGCACGAAGAAUGUACAUAAAUGCAAGAGGACGACAGACACAGUUCAUUAGAAAGAUUCUGUUUGAAGGUCUUUAGAAAGUUGUUUUUUACAAUACGAAGAAUUCUGUGUAACGUUAUCAAUUACGAACUUUGGAAGUUCGAUCUUGACUUUGUUUAUCAGAAUUCGAUUAUGGUGUCAAAUGGUUCGAGUAUACGCACGAAGUGCUCCUCCUGUUUGCAUAGAAAACCGAUCACACGAAUAUUUUGUGGUUUCACGUACGUGUAAGAUGUGCACAAACGUCCCGGCGCCACCGUUUAAUUCUAACAAAAAUGAAACAUAUUUGCCUUGAGAUAAAAGUAAUCCGUAUUAUAAAACGUCGAAGGUUAACAAAUGGAAUCCAGGUAGUUGCCGUAUCUUAGAAAAUUUGCUUGCGAUAUCGUUUGAUACAGCGAAAAGAAAGAAACGUUAUCGUAUUUUGUAACCGGUGAAACAUUAAACGAAUCAAGUUUGAUAGCAGCCUUCGUUAUAAACAUUGUAUGUACAUAGUAAUUUUUUUCCAAGCGCAACGAAGUAUUACGAAAAAUGUUACGGAGAAAUACGGUAUAUCUUGCUCCUUUUAUUUGCCAAACGAGAGAGCAUUAUUUCGAGAAAGUGCUCAAUGCGUAGCUUCGAAAUAGCAGCUUACGUCACGCACGAAAAAAACAAUUGUACAAAUUUUAUCGAAACGUUUGAACGACGUAGACAAAUUGUGCGAUUAUAUUAUUUGGCGCGAAAUUUGCAAGUUACGCGACAGAAUUUAUAUUAUUAUGUCCACGAAAUUUAUCGAAUCCGUGGGCUGCCGAUUUCAUUUCGAUAUUACGUGUAACUGUCUACGGGUUACACGCGUAUUUAUUAUCGUACGAUGAAACAAAUCGCUGCUUCGUUUCAAGCCUUCAAAUACGCGCAGUCUUGUCGCAGAAAUAAUGAGACUGAGUCCUAAAUUCGUACAUGAAAAAUAAUAUGAAGGAAAGCUGAAUUAAUCGAAAUGUAUUGGAAGUUUUAAUCGAACACAUUUGAAAGAGAAACGUUAAAAAUAAAUCAGUUUCAUUGCUUUUGAGACAGAUCGCGUAUUAGUAGAUAUUAUGUCGCAAAUUACGUGGACCAUCAUCGACAAUUUCUAUAUAACGAUCAUGGUAUCGUGAAAGAUCACGUAGACCCGGUUAAAUUUAAUCUUACAACGUCCCCGUGUUUCGAACGUUCAAUACCGUUAUUCGUUUCAUGAAAAUUCUCUUUUAUACACGAAAUUAAAUUAUGAGAAACAAAUAUGUCCGCCGCAAAUCCAGAUUGAAAGAGAUUAAUGCAGUUAUUAUUUCGUUUCGUGGAAAUCGCUUUUCGCAUAUAAAAUUACAUUGAUGAGAGCAAAAAUUUCCGACGCUAGUCCAAAUUGAAAAAGAUUAAAGCAGUGGUUAAUAAUAAAUAACAUAAGAAGACGAAACGAAAUGAAAAGAAAGAUGUGCAUAACGUGUGCAUUAUUGCAGACAGUUUUUUAGUCAUUAAGGAUUUAGCGUUCCUCGCAUGUAAUAAUCUGUAACAAAAGCGUUACGUUUUUUAAUCGCCGUCCAUAAGAAAAAAUCGUAAGGGAGAACAAAGGAAAACUCACAAAGCUCACCUGUGCUUUGCAACAAACGACAUUUAGAUACGACCAUAAAAUAUCGCGUAUUAAAGCAGAACUUCAAUGUUGAAUAAAACGAGCAUCCCGCUACUCGUGGUGUCAAACUCGUAGAAAAUUAAAUGAAACGAAAAGGAAGAAGAAAAAACAAGAGAUUAUCUGUAAAAUAGUCAAUACAUUGAAUCAUUGUGAUAACAAGUACGAGAAGAUGCAAUGUAGCGAAUGCUGUGAUUGUGCGAGUUAUCGAAGUCAGUUCUAGCAUACAGUUGUGUAAUCGGUGGUACAAACUGAACGAUUCUGUUGUACCAUCGAUUAUACAUCUUACGGAUAUUUUGGGAAUAUAUGGAUACGGGAGAAAGCUCGUUACGCGAGUGACCAAUGUUUAGUCCGCUGAUUAUAAUAAAACCGUUAUCCAUCGGAAAAGGUGCAAAGCGGAAUUCGGAAGCUUCUGACUUCGUUCUCGUUUCCUUCUCGGUAUUUGCUAGUUACUACACGUAUAUAUCGCACAUCGGUAUAGUUAAUUAUCAUAAUUCCUUAGGGAAGGGAAUAAAAAAUAAAUCAUCUGAUGACGCACAGGAAACAAUGAACUACGCGGUAAAAUAAGAGAGUAAUAGAGUUUGUAAGCUGGAUUACGACCGUUUCCAUCGUUCUUGUCCUAUACAUAUAUAGAUAGUUACGAACGAAGAAACAAAAAAAAUAUAUAUUUUGGAAAAAAAACACACACGAAGAUUCCUUCACAAUGAUAGUUAUGUACGAGAACCGACUAAUAAACACAUACUUCAUACAUGUAAUUAUAAAAAAAAAAUCGAUGUGUGUAUGUUACAUACGCACACGUAUAAGUGUACACGAUAUGGGUGUGUGUAUAUUUUUUUCGUUGAAAGUGUGUAUGCGUGUGUGCGACGCGAGCGUGUCACUAAUUGUGCAGGUCACUGUAUAAAGUACACGAUUGAUAAUAAAUUAUGAACACGUGUUUACAAAAAAAAAGGAAAAAUCCCCAAUUAAAAGUGUAAGAAAAAUCAGAUCGAAUUCAAGCGAUAUCCUUAUCCAUGAAGUUCCUGCACGUCUUUUUUUU